AUGCGUUCCAUCCUGGCAUUGGCGGCCCUCGCCGCCGUUGACUUCGUCGCCGGAAGCGCCUGCAAGCCCAAGUCCAGCAACACGAUCCCCACGCUCGUUUCAUCCUCUACCGACGCUACCAGCUCGUCGACCGCUACAAGUGUCGUUACCCUCCCUAAAGUCCGGAACCUGGCCACCAAUGGAAACAUGGCCGAGGUCGAUCCCAACAACCCUCUCUCUGUUCCUGGUUGGGAAGUCGAUGGCGAUGCUCGUAUUGUGGGUGGUGCUGGACGUGAAGAGCCUGGAAGUACUGAACGAGGUUGCGCUGCGAUGAGUGCUUCCAAUAAUGGCGAUGGAAAGCGUGCUUUGGGUAUUUCUGUUAGUAUCUCGCAGAGCAUGUCCAACCUUGAUCUCUCGACGCCUUACACCAUUCGCUUUUACUACCUCGUCGUUACAUCACCUGCAGCCAUCAACCUCUGCCAGCUGACGGGCUUUCUCGGUGGUUCCGUGUUCUACCAGAACUGGGUUUUCAGCACUGGUACAGCCGUGUCUUGGAACGAGGUUCUCCAGGCUGUUACCCCGGCACAGGUCAACGCUCCUCUCCGCAUCGCGAUGAACUGUCUUAUUGGUGGUGGAGCGACUGUGCUUGUCGACUCUGUCUUCAUCUCCAACGCUGUCACGCCACAAAACAUCAACGACUUUGCUGUCAACUUUGGUAAUACCGGUACUGGUGCCAACCCUCCUCUUGAUCCUCCUGUGGUCGGUCCUCAGACGACCACCAGCUCUUCUCAGCAGGAGACUACCUCUGUAUCCCAGAAGCAAGAGACUACGUCUGUCCCUCAAAAACAAGAGACUACUUCUGCUGCCCAAGAGCAAGGAACUACAUCUGCCUCUCAGAAGCCAGAAACUACGUCGGCUCCUCAGAAGCAGGACACCACAUCUGUAUCCCAGAAGCAAGAGACUUCAUCGGCAUCCCAAGAGCCAGAGACUACGUCUGCCGCCCCAGUGCAGCCCACCGAGACAGGAACCACUGGUCAACAGAACCAGGCAACUUCAACCCAGCCUGCUUCACAACAGACCUCAACUGGUAAUUCCGAUGUCGAGACUACUAGCAAGCCAGUCUCUGAAGUCCAGUCCUCAACUGUACCAGUUGUAGGCACAACCAGCACAGCACCUGAGCAACCGUUCUGCUCCAAGGCUCUCAAUGGUGGCUGCUGGUGGAAACGCCCCGACAAUGGUAACGACAUGGUCAACUGCGCCAGCCGAGGUUCUUGGCCUGGAUCCACUGGACAAGGCCGUCUUGUCCCUCGUCCCGACAACUACCCUCUUCCCUUGAGUCAACUUUGGUGCUUGGGCUGGUGCUCUCUCUCCCCUGGCUGCAAGUCUGUUGCAUUCAUCCCCGAGGACCGCUCAUGCCGUUUCUCGGAGCAUCAAGUUCAGGACGCUGACUUCGUUCCUGGUCCUGAUCCUAAUCUCGACACUGAGGGCGUGUUUUACUGGCAUGAUCUGUCUUGCUUCAACUGUCCUUGUAACGAUGAGCCUUCUCCUACCUCUGUUGCAUCAACCACACAGUCAGCCGAACCUACCGAUCUUGUCAAACUGCCCGCUGCGUCAACUUGCCCCAAAUCCCUCGAAAAUGGAUGUCAAUGGAACGAGAGGUCUCAGGGCGGCAGUCUCACCUCUUGUCAGUAUCGCGGUCGAUGGCCGGGAAGUGAUGGCGCUGGCUUUGCUGUUGAGCAACCCCGUGACUAUCCUACGGCCUGGAGUCAGAUGUGGUGUGUUGCCUGGUGUUCCCUCUACCCCGGUUGCAAGUCUGCAGCUUGGAUGCCAAGUGACAGAUCGUGCCGCUUCUCCACUCAUCAAGUCUCAGAUGCUGACUUCGUCAUGGCUGCUGAUCCCAACUCAGAUUCCGUUGAAGAUGGCAUUUACUACUGGCACGACCUUGACUGCAUGACUUGCCCAUGUCAUGAUGACCCUACCAGCGAGACCAUCUCUUCGCUUCCUGCAGAGUCUACCACUCUCACCCGCGCUGUCACACCUAAGCCAAAUACCCCAACAACUGUCACGGCCACUACCAAGGCUGUCACAGGAACCCCAACACCUGGCCCCGUGGAGCAACCCUGCGAUUGGUCAUUCGGCCAGGGUAUCUGCCAGCGACCUUUCGAGAAGGAGCAAGGACCCUGUGGUGGAAAGCUCAUGAUUGUUAAUCCAUCACAGUACACAAAGUUACCACUGAACUGGAAGCCCGAAAUCACAGAGCCUGUCCAAUGUGCGAUCAUGUGUCAUACCAACCCUGAUUGUUACGCGUGGGGUUUCGAGUGGAGCAGCAACAUGAACUGUGUUCUUUCCCUUGGACAGACGGAAGUUGACCAAUUGGAGGUUGUAUCUUCAGGAGCUCAGUAUCGCUGGUACUCCCAUACCUGCUGGGAGUGCAGAGACUGUGUUACUCAGUGGAACUGGUCUUGGGAUUCUUUGCCUGCUGGAAACUGA
Molecule: messenger RNA, 2469 nt
Organism: Fusarium oxysporum Fo47
Lineage: Eukaryota; Fungi; Ascomycota; Sordariomycetes; Hypocreales; Nectriaceae
Exons: 1
Coding region: 1-2469 (822 amino acids)
Source: RefSeq, a predicted model, not a curated record